AGAGAUGAUUGAAGUUUAACCCAACAAAAUAUGAAGCAGAGUGAUGGAAAAAAAAAAAAUCCAAAGAAAAGAAGAAGAAAAAAACGCAGGAAGAUUGAAUGGAGCGGAUGGGCAGCGGUGUGGUUUCUUGGUUGAUGAGAAUCGGAGAAUCGAAACCCGGUUCUGCUCAGGAUCCCGUUGAUAACUUGGCUAUGUUUAUCAUUCUCAUAUGUGCUUGUAUUAUUACCGGUCAUCAACUCAAAGGAUUUCGAUGGAUUAACGAGCCUAUUAUUGCUAUUUUUUUCGGUUUGGGUACUGGAAUUACUCUACUGGUGCUUACGGGUGGAAAGAGCUCGAAGAUACUUGUAUUCGAUGUAGAGCUCUUUUUUACAUAUUUCUUGCCCCCUAUUAUAUUUAAUGCUGGGUUGCAGGUGAAGAAGGAGCAUUUUUUCAAGAACCUCAUGAAUAUUAUGUUGUUUGGCGCUUUUGGGACACUCAUAUCUUUCUUCAUCACAUCAUUUGGUUCGAAACUUUUUUUCGAGACAUUGGGAAUAGGCAAUUUUGAGCUUAAAGAUUAUCUUGCAAUUGGAGCCAUCUUUUCAGCUACGGAUUCCAUAUGCACCUUGCAGGUUCUUAAUCAGGACGAGUUGCCGUUACUGUACAGUCUAGUUUUUGGGGAAGGAGUGGUGAAUGAUGCGACAUCUGUUGUCCUCUUUAACGCAAUUCAGAAGUUCGACCUCUCCCAUAUUAACGCUAUGAUUGUCUUCAAGUUCAUUCGACAUUUCUUUUACUUAUUUACAGCCAGCACUCUGUUGGGCGUUGCCAUUGGAUUGCUUAGUGCCUACAUUAUUAAAAAGUUGAACUUUGGAAGAGAUUCAGCUUAUCACGAGUUGGCUCUCAUGAUUCUCAUGGCUUACCUUUCUUAUAUUUUGGCCGAGCUCUUCGAGUUCAGCGGAAUUCUCACAGUGUUCAUUUGUGGAAUUGUUAUGUCACACUACACAUUGUAUAAUGUGAAUACACUUUCUAGAGUUACCGCCAUGCAUGCUUUUGCAACGAUGUCGGUUAUUGCCGAAAGAUUUAUCUACCUCUAUCUGGGUAUGGAUGCAUUAGACAUUGAAAAAUGGAAAGCUGUGAGCAAAAGCCCUGGAAGCUCUGUUGGAACAAGUACAAUGAUGCUAAGCCUAGUUAUGCUCGGGAGAGCAUCAUUCGUUUUCCCUUUAUCCUUUUUGUCCAACUUACUAACCAAGUCUGAGCGUGACAAACUCAGCCUCAAGCAACAGUUCGUAAUUUUCUGGUCUGGUCUAAUGCGAGGUGCUGUUCCCAUGGCUCUGUCUUAUAAUCAGUUUGGAAAAUCUGGCGACGAUAAUAAGCAGCAAGCGAAUGCAAUCAUGAUUACAUGCACAAUCACUGUAGUCAUGUUCAGUACAGUGGUUUUUGGAUCGUUAACGACGUAUCUUAUAAGGCUUGUGCUCCCUCCAUCAGACUUUGAAAACAAUACACAUUCUUCGGAACCUCGUAGCCCUUCAAGCUCUACAAUUGAUAUACUGCCCUUUCUCAGCAAUUAUACUAUACAAGAUUUGGAAGAAGACGAUCGGAUAAGCUCUAGAAAAAUUUCGCGUUUAGUCUUGUUUCUAAGCUCCCCAUACAACUCGGUCCAUUAUUACUGGAGAAAAUUCGACAAUGCAUUUAUGCGCCGUGUGUUUGGUGGCAGGGGAUUUACUGUGCACCUUACUAGCUCACCUGAAGAAACAUUGGAACAUUCACUAUUAGUUUAGAUAUAUUUUCAAGUGCUUUUGUUCCUUUUUUUCGUUUAGUAUAGUGCGUGUAUAGGAUGCCACGUGUACAUACGACUUUUUAGUUUUUAACCAUGUAUUCCGGGCCGGUCCUGAAAACUUUGGGCCCUAGGUGCUUUCAAUGAUAUCCUGAAAUUGGGGCUCCUUUUAUAUUUUCUUCUAUGCAAAAAAAUAAUUUUUUUCUUAAA
Molecule: messenger RNA, 1960 nt
Organism: Erythranthe guttata (spotted monkey flower)
Lineage: Eukaryota; Viridiplantae; Streptophyta; Magnoliopsida; Lamiales; Phrymaceae
Source: RefSeq, a predicted model, not a curated record